AUGUCGCAGAAGAGGCAGCCGGAUGAGAGCGACGGACCCCGGCGCGCCAGCGGCGGAGGAGGCGAGCCCGGUGGGAGCUCAUCAUCAUCCUCCCUGCCCCAGCGCCCCGGCGAGCCGAAGCGGCAGAGGAUCGCCCUUCGCGAUGUGAUCUCGGAGGUGAUGCGGAACACCAACAUCGAGAAGUUUUUAAUUGCGCUCGAGCCCCUCAUCAGGAGAGUGGUAAAAGAAGAAAUUGAGUCGGCUUUUGCAAAUCAUGCCUCUAUGAUGGCAAGAAGUGUCACAGACAAUGUUCCAUGUGUUUCAAAGAAUUUGCAGCUGCAGUUCAUGACUAGACUUUCUCUCCCAAUAUUUACUGGAUCCAAGAUUGAAGGAGAGGGCUCCUUAAGUAUAACUAUUGCUCUAGUCGACGCUUUGACAAGACAAAUUGUAGCACCAGGCAAGGAGUUCCAGAUAAAGGUCGAGAUUGUAGUUCUGGAGGGGGAUUUUGAAAGUGGAGAAGAUGAUGACUGGACAGCUCAGGAAUUUAACAAUAACAUUGUUAAAGAAAGAGAAGGCAAAAGGCCCUUGAUUUCUGGGGAUGUAUUCAUUGCCCUUGUUGAUGGCAUUGGAACAGUAGGGGAACUUUCUUUCACAGAUAACUCCAGCUGGACACGGAGCCGAAAGUUCAAGCUGGGUGCAAGAACUGAGGAUGGUUGUUUCAAUGGUGUAAGAGUACGGGAAGCAAAAACUGAAUCAUUUGUGGUUAAGGAUCAUCGAGGAGAAUUGUACAAGAAGCACCACCCACCAUUUCUUGAAGAUGAAGUCUGGCGCCUGGAGAAAAUUGGCAAGGAAGGUGCUUUUCACAAGCGUUUGAAUAGAGAAAGCAUUUGCACUGUCAAAGAUUUUCUCACCUUAUUAAAUCUUGAUGCUUCUAGGCUUCAAAAGAUAUUAGGUGGUGGCAUGUCAGCAAAGAUGUGGGAGGCAACUGUGGAACAUGCAAAAACAUGUGUUCUAACUGACAAAGUGCAUCACUACUAUCCUGACAGUCUAAACAAAGCUGGUGUUGUAUUCAGUGUAGUUGGAGAAGUAAGAGGUUUAAUAUCUGAUAAAUAUGUUUCUGUUGAUGACCUUACUGAAAAGGAGAAGGCUGAAGCACGUGCAGCAGUGAAGCAAGCAUAUGAACACUGGAAGGAUGUCUUUACAUGUGACAAUGAAACGCUUGUGGAGAACCCUUCACAGCCAUUCAAUAUGAGAUCUCCAUCUUUGCGUGAAAAUCAAUAUAACCAGUUUCCCACGCAAGUUUCUACUGAUGAAUUUAGUUUGAGCCAUUCGACCAUACCAUCACCUGACAUUUUCUCAAUGGAGCCAUCAAGUGCUUUAGACCCUUGUGUAUUGGAGACCGAAGAAACCAGUGCUAAUCAAUUUCAGUCGGUGUUGCCCCCAGUUGGGGGCAAUGAAGUACCCCAAGAAUUUCAGUCACUGGAUAAGUUCUCCAACUCUUUGGUAUAUGAUGACUGCACCACCCAUCCCUCACUCAGUGAAAGCUAUUACAGCAGUGUAGAUCCCAGCAUAUCCUUUGACACACAAGAUCUUGGAGCUGCACUGAAAGGCUUCAUUGCGACCAUCUCAAAGCCUAAGGCGGCAUAUAGAGGAUGGAGAACAUUGUCUUAUGUUCUAGGAUGGAUUUUCUAUACGAAGAGAAUUGUUGCAAAGAGAAAGAAACAUGGGAAAUAA
Miscanthus lutarioriparius is the source of this 1713-nucleotide messenger RNA. The record is from the annotation of a GenBank genome assembly. Lineage: Eukaryota; Viridiplantae; Streptophyta; Magnoliopsida; Poales; Poaceae.